Molecule: messenger RNA, 1921 nt
Organism: Carassius auratus (goldfish)
Lineage: Eukaryota; Metazoa; Chordata; Actinopteri; Cypriniformes; Cyprinidae
Product: tyrosyl-DNA phosphodiesterase 2-like
Exons: 6
Coding region: 293-1537 (414 amino acids)
Biological process (GO): double-strand break repair
Cellular component (GO): cytoplasm; PML body
Molecular function (GO): 5'-tyrosyl-DNA phosphodiesterase activity; protein binding; single-stranded DNA binding
Source: RefSeq, a predicted model, not a curated record
GAAAGAACCGACUCUUUCAGCACUACAUUUAAAUGCUUCCGAAAGACUAUUACUAUUUGAGUAAUAACAAUUCUUCAGCUCGGCACUCUCUGGUUGUAGCGUUUAAUGUAAAAAUUAGGGUAAUAUAUUAACGACGUGAUUUAUACCAUAGUGUAAAUAAAUUAGGUCCAGCGACCGCAAGGAUACGUUAAUUAUUAACAUUGUCUCCGUGUUUUCGCGGGAUCCGCCCGGAAUGUUUUUGUAGCUGUACUCGUUCAUGUCCCGCCGUUUACAUGUCGUUUGAACUGUUUACAUGUCCAACACUGUAAUGUCAGAUAAUCACACAGACCAACAAAUGUCUGCUCUAGAGGAAACGAGGACGAGUCUUUGCGAUCAGUUUGCCUAUGUCUCUGGGUCGGAUAGUGCUGUGGCGCAGUGUUAUCUAGCAGAAAAUGAAUGGGAUAUGGAGAGAGCACUCAACUCUUUCUUCGAGGCUCAUAUGGACUCAGUCUUUGAUGUUGAAGAAGCAGAGGAAAAUAAAGAUGUGUCUGGGAAUAAUAAGAGAAAGGAGGUGCAUUCCUCAGACCCUGCUGAUUCUUCAGGAACAAAAAAGAAAUUCAAGGUGGAUUGCAUUGACCUGACAGCGGAGGAGCCCUCCUGCUCCAGUGGUGUGAACCCCCCAGAAAGUAAGAUUGAAAGUGCUGUCCCCGAAUCUAAUGCGGAGGACCGCAAGCUCUCCUUCAUCAGCUGGAAUGUGGAUGGUUUGGACACAUUGAGUCUUGCGGAGCGCGCCAGGGGCUUGUGUUCGUAUCUAGUUCUAUAUACACCAGAUGUGGUUUUUCUUCAAGAGCUCAUUCCAUCUUAUAUUCAGUACCUUAAGAAACGGGCGGUCAGCUACAUGUUUGUUGAAGGUGAGAGAAUGACCUCUGUGCUCCGACAGGGAAGCUGUGUAGGAGUUAUUUACCGAUUCAUGAAGUUCUGUGUUAUUAAAGGAAGCGAUGAUGGAUACUUCACGGCAAUAAUGUUGAAGAAAUCAAGGGUAAAACUUCUGGAAAGUGAGAUCAUUGGUUAUCCUACAACACAAAUGCUGAGGAAUCUAUUAGUUGCUCAGGUGAAUUUCUCAGGUCAGAAGCUAUACUUGAUGACAUCACAUUUAGAAAGCUGUAAGAACCAAUCAGAGGAGAGAAUGAAACAACUGCGGGUCGUGUUUCAAAAGAUGACGGAAGCUCCAGAAGACGCUACUGUAAUAUUUGCCGGGGACACCAAUCUCAGAGACUCUGAGGUGGUAAAGGUUGGAGGUUUGCCUCCAGGUGUGUGUGAUGUUUGGGAACAGCUGGGCAAGCAGGAACACUGUCGAUACACCUGGGACACCAAAGCAAACAGCAAUAAGACUGUGCCUUACAUCUGCAGAUGUCGCUUCGACCGCAUCUUCCUUAGGUCUGCUAAAACCGGCCCGAGAGUCACUCCUGACCACAUGGUCUUGGUGGGAAUGGAGAAACUGGACUGUGGCCGUUACACCAGUGAUCACUGGGGAAUUUACUGCACUUUCAAAACAUGAGUAUUAAAUCCCCAGGGACUAAAGGUCUGUCUCAUAGAAGAUAGUUUUAAAGAGUGUUUGUACUAAAAUGAAGAAUGUGAAGAGUGCCUACAAAUCCAGACUACAGAUCAGCGUAAGAUACAAAGACAUACAGGGAAUAAUAGGAUCCAUAGCUGGAUAUAAAAUACUGCAGAAAGAGAUCUUAUUGAAGGGUUUGAAUAGAAGGAUUUACUUCUUGUUAUUUUACAGUUGUUGUUGUUGUCUUUUGUAGUUGUCAUGCAAAAUCUAUUUCAAACCAUGAUUUCAGUCAGUCUCUGCUCUCUCAUAAUCUCUUUUCUAAAAUGUGAAAGUGUUGACUGAAUUUAAAUGAUUUUGUUUAAAUAAAUGUGACCUUGAGUUAUUGUG